AUGAGUGGACCAGCCUGGCCCACAUACAACGUCGACGCAGAAUCAAACACCAGUUCCAUGGGGUUCCUUCUCACCACCACAGUAUCAAACUCCAAGCAAUUAAGAAACAGCGUCACAUUUUCAUUCGUGACCCUCAACGCGAACCGGGUCCACUUCUUCGCGAAAGAGGGCACGACGAAAGACGCGAUCGUCUGCGACAACGCUUUCCAGGGGGUUUACGACGGAAAAGAGGAACCCGCCAUCUUUAUUCGCCGGACGGACGGUCGCAGUUAUAGCGAAUUCGGCGUACAGUUUCUCGGGCAUAAAAAGGCGAUAGGGAGAUUUGAUAUCGGAUCCCGGUUUGAGCCCGUAAGCCGGGAAACCGUCGAGGCCCUCGUCGAAGUACUGGGUCUUCGGAUUGCUAAAUGGAACCCCGAUAGCGUGCAGCAAGUCGUAUUCGGGGAUAUCUGGAAAAUGGAAAGUGUAAUUUAG
This is a messenger RNA of Leptosia nina, 471 nucleotides long. The record is from the annotation of a GenBank genome assembly. NCBI's taxonomy places the organism in Eukaryota, Metazoa, Arthropoda, Insecta, Lepidoptera, Pieridae.